AUGGAGAAAGUCAGUACUUUUGCGGAGCGGUCGUCUUCGGCGUCGGCGGAAAACGUGCUUUCUUAUGGAUCUUUAGUUGGACAAGUAAGUCAAAACGGAGCUUCAGUGGGAAACGGAGGGUCAGACAGUUAUUUGAGACUUAAAAAGCUGGAGAAAGAAUACGAAUUGCUUCAAUUGCAAGAAGACUAUAUUAAGGAUGAACAGCGUCAUCUCAAGAGGGAGCUUAUGCGCGCACAAGAAGAAGUGAAAAGAAUCCAGUCCGUUCCCCUAGUCAUCGGUCAAUUUCUGGAACCCAUCGACGAAAAUACAGGUAUAGUAUCGAGCACCACCGGAAUGAGUUACGUGGUAAGAGUGUUAUCGACACUUGACAGAGAACUCUUGAAGCCGUCGACAUCUGUCGCGUUGCACCGGCAUUCGAACGCGCUGGUGGACAUCUUACCACCGGACUCAGAUUCGAGUAUUUCGAUUAUGGGCGCAAAUGAGAAGCCAGAUGUGACAUACGCAGACGUGGGUGGUCUAGACAUGCAAAAACAGGAAAUUCGGGAAGCCGUCGAGCUGCCUUUGGUGCAAGCUGACCUGUAUCAACAAAUUGGUAUCGACCCUCCCAGGGGUGUGUUACUAUAUGGACCUCCAGGUACUGGUAAGACGAUGUUGGUCAAAGCGGUCGCGAAUAGCACCAAUGCGGCUUUCAUCAGAGUCAACGGUUCCGAAUUUGUGCACAAAUACCUGGGCGAAGGUCCCCGAAUGGUGCGGGAUGUGUUCAGACUUGCAAGAGAAAACGCACCCUCGAUCAUUUUUAUCGAUGAGGUGGAUUCUAUUGCUACCAAAAGAUUCGAUGCGCAAACGGGGUCCGAUCGUGAAGUGCAGCGUAUUUUGAUCGAACUGCUGACACAAAUGGAUGGUUUCGACCAAAGCGUUAACGUGAAAGUCAUAAUGGCGACAAACAGAGCCGACACAUUAGACCCUGCCCUCCUGCGGCCCGGAAGACUCGAUAGGAAAAUAGAAUUUCCCUCCCUGCGUGACAGACGCGAGCGUCGUUUGAUUUUCGGCACCGUGGCGGCGAAAAUGUCAUUGGCACCCGAGGUCGAUUUAGACUCAUUGAUAAUCCGUAACGAUCCAUUGUCGGGUGCUCUCAUUGCUGCGAUUAUGCAAGAAGCUGGCUUGCGUGCUGUGAGAAAAAACAGGUAUGUCAUUUUACAAAGCGACCUGGAAGAAGCAUACGCUGCCCAAGUGAAAUCGAGCAGCGACGUGGAUAAAUUCGAAUUCUAUAAGUAG
Lachancea mirantina is the source of this 1275-nucleotide messenger RNA. NCBI's taxonomy places the organism in Eukaryota, Fungi, Ascomycota, Saccharomycetes, Saccharomycetales, Saccharomycetaceae. The record is from the annotation of a GenBank genome assembly.